AUGCCACACCGGAUCGAUGAACAAAUGGCGUCCUUUUUUGAUACGGAAUUAUCGGCCAGCAUCAUGCAGCGGCGGUCUUGUGCUGCGAAAAAUAACCGCCACACGAAGCCACCCCCGCAGAAGCUGCAGGAGCGACAAGAAGAUGAGUUGCCGCCGUCGCCUUUUUUUGAUGCCUAUGUUGUCUUGGACUUUGAGGCGACAUGCGAGCGUAACAGACGUUUAGAAGAGCCGGAGAUUAUUGAGUUCCCCAUGGUGUUGAUUGACGCCCGAAGCCAUCGCAUUCUGACAGAGUUUCAACGGUACGUGAGGCCUGUCGUCAACCCGAUAUUAUCGGAUUUUUGCACAGAACUCACUGGCAUCAAGCAGUCGGUUGUCGACGCGGCAGAAACAUUCCCUUUGGUGUUUGACGCGGCACUGGAGUUUCUUCGUGGUAGUGGGUACGGUGAGGCACCACCGUUGCGUAGUUAUCUCUUUGUGACUUGUGGAGAUUGGGACCUGAAGACGAUGCUGCCAAGCCAGCUGCGGACGACGGAAAAGACCGGCACGGCAAUUGUCGCCCCGUCCACCUUUAGGCGAUGGUGCAACUUGAAAGUACCCAUGCGAACCAUCGUCCCUACGAAGGCGCGUGGCAUUUUUGACUUGAGAGAAAUGUUGGCUGCCGUGGGUCUUCCUUUGAAGGGCCGCCACCACAGUGGGAUCGAUGACUGCAGGAACAUUGCAUCAGUUGUACAAGAACUUCUGCGGAGGGGGCAUGUCAUUGCACCGACGACAGACCACAGCGGAAUUCGGCAGAGGGAGAGUUCUUUGUCGCGUGCGGAAGACAGACCGCUGACGGGGUUGCGUGGGGGGACAC
Molecule: messenger RNA, 853 nt
Organism: Trypanosoma cruzi
Lineage: Eukaryota; Euglenozoa; Kinetoplastea; Trypanosomatida; Trypanosomatidae
Exons: 1
Biological process (GO): exonucleolytic trimming to generate mature 3'-end of 5.8S rRNA from tricistronic rRNA transcript (SSU-rRNA, 5.8S rRNA, LSU-rRNA)
Molecular function (GO): nucleic acid binding; 3'-5'-RNA exonuclease activity
Source: RefSeq, a predicted model, not a curated record